AGAAUCAGUCGUUGAUUGGCUUUGAAGCGCUUUAGAACUCGGCUGGUGGGCCAACAAGAUAAUUAUCAUGUCGAUACGGAACUGAGCAACAGCCAGAAAUUCGUUAAAGUUUUCUUUUUAUUAAUUUAUUUUAUGUUCUUUUUUUUCAAAUUUUACGUGGCAUAACUCUGUGUAUGUGUUUUGAGUUUUUAUCUGAUUUGAUAAUUUUAAUGGUAUUCAUAAGUGGAAUGUGACGUCUCUCAAAAGAUGAUUUUUAUGGGCUAUUCGCAGCUUCCGUAUUGUCGCUAUACAAGCCCAAAAUUUAUGUGUGCACAUUAAUAGACACUUGCUAAUUGGACUGAAUUCCAGGCGCUGAGUUGAGAAAAUGUUAUUAAACACAGCAUAAAUGAUGGAUGGCUGCAGCAGGUGUCUCAAACAUAGAUUCACUAAGAGGAAAUUCUCGAUCCUGAUCACCUGGUUGUGCCUGGCGUUGUUUUGCGGCCAGCUGGACGGGCGACUGGUGCGAAUCCGACGCAUUCGUCGCCUGGUGGGUGACCACAGUGAACGCGAUGCGCAGAUUACGGAUUAUCGCGUCUCGCCGCUGGACGAGGAGGGCGUCUUCAAGUUCGCCUUCAGGACCAGCAACGGCAUUGAUGUCCAGGCCGCGGGCAGCGCACUGGAAACAAUUGGCCUAUUUAGCUAUACCUCGCCGGAGGGUGUGCCCAUCGAGACGCGCUACAUAGCCGACGAGCUGGGCUUCCAUGUGGUCGGCAGACAUCUGCCCCAGCCGCCGCCAACGCCCAGCUACAUCCUGCGCUCCUUGGAAUACAUACGCACACACAACGAGGAUGGCAGCCCGAAGGCGCGCCUCCUGUAAACUCGCGCUCACACUCAUCCAGAAGAAGGCUGAUAUUACCAUAUAGCAUAUACGUAUCUUUAGCAUAUAGUAGAACCCCACUAAUAACGAGCUAUUGUUAGUUUCUGUUAGCCGAAUUGCUCUUGGCAUUCGUGUACAUAAGUAUAUAACUCAUGUCAUCUAACAUAUUCCUGCUUAACUUGAUUGUGCCGCGCAAGCUGUCAUAUAUCUACAUUGACAGCACAUGAAUAUUAUUUAUAUUAACAACAGCAACUGCCAGUUACAUCCAAAUAUAGCUAAAAACAAUAAUUAUUAAUAUACAAUAAUGUGGUAUUUGUUUAAAUUUUGGUCUGAUGACCCCAACAAAUCAACUCUUGGUUAUAGAUUAACCAUAAAAGUUGAUAAUCAUAUGACGUUUUCUCGCUUGACUAGACAACUCAUUAAUAUUUAUUAGUCAGCUGAAUCGAAUCGUGAUUCUAUUUGGAGUGCUCUUGUAGUUCUUUCCGGGUGGUUGUUGUAUUCACAUUGCCGGGCUAUGAGUACAAUAGAAUGAGUUGUGUGUUUUUUCAAGAGUCAGGUAAGCAUUUGCUAAGGUCUAACAUUAGGACAUAUUUUAACUUAAGCUGAAAUGUUUUGUUAAUUUUUUAAAAUAAAACAUAAAUAUU
Drosophila virilis is the source of this 1500-nucleotide messenger RNA. The record is from RefSeq and is a predicted model, not a curated record. NCBI's taxonomy places the organism in Eukaryota, Metazoa, Arthropoda, Insecta, Diptera, Drosophilidae.